GCCGCACCGGCAACGCCUGUCUGGACGAACCGUCAUCCUUUCUUCCCUAGCUCGCCUUUGUACUCCGGGAAAACGACGCCAUGAGCUGGACGGGUUUCAAGAAGGGCAUCUCGCGCGCGGGCACUUCGCUCCUGCAGAAGACCGGCCAGAUAGAACGUACGGUCGAUCGCGAGUUCGCGGAUGAGGAGGCCAAGUACAAGACAUUUGAGAAGGAGUGUCAGACGUUGCAGAAGGCGGCCAAAGGCUACGCGGACGCGAUGAAAGCUAUGACCGCAACGCAAGGCCGCCUAGCAGAUACCAUCGACGUCUUCUACAGCGCCGCAGACAAGGCCUCGGAAGGAGCGAUGGCCGCACACGCCUACAAGCGUGCGGUAGAUGACUUGGAUACUGGGAUCGGUCGCGAGCUCGAGGCACCGUAUCGCACAACUGUCAUGGAACCCCUAGGCAAGAUGAACGCAAUCUUCCCCAUCGUGAACGAGCACAUCAACAAGCGGGCACACAAGCUUCUGGACUACGAUUCUGCGAGAAACAAGAUGAACAAACUCAUCGCGAAGCCGAGCGAUGACCCAGCAAAGCUUCCACGAGCACAACAAGAACACGAUGACGCGAAGGAGGUUUUCGACGUGCUCAACGAGCAGCUCAUCACGGAGCUCCCGCAGCUUCUGGAUCUCCGAAUCCCCUACUUCGACCCCAGCUUCGAGGCUAUGAUCAGGAUGCAGUGCAAGUUCGCCGAGGAGGGCUACGAGAAACUGGGUGGCGUGCAAAGAUAUUUCACGGACAGCGUGCGAGACGAUUACGCAGCGGGGCAGCUGGACGCGCAGGUCGAGAACGUCCUGCAAGAGAUGCGCGAGCUCACCAUCUGCGGCGCCAGCUGAGCGCAUUGUGUGGAGAAUGUAGCAUACAUCGUGUACCACAAUGUCUUACUAGGCCAUCUCACCUUCCCUUUGUCCGGCUGUCACUGCUUCGCCUCCGCCGUCAAUUCUUAGACGUCGAUUGCAUCAUCAUCGGAACCUCGUCAUUCAUGUGCUUUUGGAUG
This is a messenger RNA of Dichomitus squalens LYAD-421 SS1, 1036 nucleotides long. RefSeq names its product BAR-domain-containing protein. Gene Ontology annotation, molecular function: lipid binding; protein binding. Bases 81 to 875 code for a protein of 264 amino acids. Lineage: Eukaryota; Fungi; Basidiomycota; Agaricomycetes; Polyporales; Polyporaceae. Gene Ontology annotation, cellular component: medial cortex; Rvs161p-Rvs167p complex; actin cortical patch. Gene Ontology annotation, biological process: actin cortical patch localization; actin filament organization; plasma membrane tubulation. The transcript is spliced from 10 exons. The record is from RefSeq and is a predicted model, not a curated record.